AUGGCCACUCGACUGGCCAAGCAACAGGUGCUGGAAUGGCUCAGUACCUACACCAUUGGCCUAGAUCCUGAUCGCAUCAGCUUUUCCUUGUGGGAGGGCGCCGUGGUUUUGGAGCACGUCCAACUCAACUGUGCUGCACUUAAUCAGAUCUUCCACCAGCAGGGCGUGCCCUUGCGCUGCGAGCAUGGCCAGUGUGAGCGUUUGCGCCUGGCCAUACCUUGGCUAUCCCUCGGUGCUGAGCCCCUGUCUCUUGAUGUGAGUGGCGCCUUUUUCCGCUUUCAGCUUCUCACGACAAGCACCGCUGCCGCUUCGACGAAACAAGAGAGUCCAGAACCUUCGUCCGCUGCAACGUUUUGUGAUGCAGAUGGGCACUGGCACGAAGGUCCAGACGUCGUUGCCACCGACUUGGCCGCUGACGACGACCAGGAUAACAGCGACGCUAAACUGGGUGAUGAGACCAAUCCGCCAUCAGCGAGCCUGGCUGGUAAUCGUUUGCUGUCCAACGUUCGGCUACGUCUCGAGCGCUGUCGCAUUGACCUGGUUGUGCCCGAGCUGGACAUUCAAGUCCACGCUCACGUCAGCCUCGUCGAGCUACAACGUGCUUGGCAGACCGAAGCCUUGGACUGGCCCGAUGCUGCAAAUCCGAUUAACAUGGCCACGGGUGCGACCCUUGCAUACUGCUUGCUUCUGACGUUGCUCGAACAUAGGCGUGGUCGCAGUACCGAUGGAUCAGUGAUUACUCGGCUUGGCCUUCGCUUGGCGCCCAUCUGCUGUGACAUCAACCUCGCCACGCUUCUAGCUGCGUACGGGCGAGCCUCCUUCACGCAUCAGCACCCAGUCAAAACUACGGGCAAGGUCGGGGUAACAACAUCUGCGUCUAGUCUUGGGCACCAGCGACGUCAACGCAAGACAAGUGCAUCUGCCUGGAACGUCAACCUGAACCUUGCCAGCUUGGAAUGCCGCGUGCGACUAGGAGUGGCAGUCGAGAACACUGCGACAGGCACUUCAGAUGCAUUCUCAGAAGCCAUUGGAACGGCAACAGAGGAAGGGCCCCUCCCAACAUCCUUGCUCAUUGUAGCACAGACGCUCCAUGUUGAUGGCUAUUGGGCCCCCCAGUCGGCUGAACCAGUUGUAGAGCUAACGUUGGCCCAUGCGCACGUGAACGGCGAUUUGAGCCGGGAUUCACCACUGUUUCAUCUUUCCAAGCUCGAGUUGUGCUGGGGGCGGGCAGACUCUCAGCAGUCGGCUGACUCUGUCCCAGCCGACCGUUUUUACCCCCACCUGAGCUUCAAUUUGGUGACAUUGGCAGUAGCAAUCAAUCCCGUCCAGUUGUCGGUGGUGUCUCAGCUUGUCAUCUUGAUUCGCAGCCUGCCAUCAACGCAGCAGGGCUUGUCAGAUCACGUGUCGUCGCAGUCUUUCCUGCCAAAAAUGGCCUACACGGUCAAAGUGGACCUGCAAAGUGUUUCCUUGGCCAUCGCCGAUGUACAGGGUCCCGUGUGGCAUCACAUUUGGAGCAAGUCACACCUAGUGCUUGAUGCUCGGCCGGCGUAUGUGGCUCUGACAGCUCGCUGGCUCACCGGUUCUUUGAACGCCGAUACGCAGGAUUUGGUGGACCACAAUGGUCAGCUGGACAUGACGGGUGACCUUACGAGCAUACCGUGGCGUCUUCGCUGUCACGGCAGCUUGCCGCCCCUGCAUGUUUCACUUGAAACGCUGAUUCGUCUUCUGACCCUGUUGGACCCCAUUUUUGAUGCUAGUCUUCUGGUUGGCACUCAGGAGCCACAGUCACACCUGAAGAGACAACGUCAGACGACACCUAUCAAGCGCCCAGCUUUACCGGCAGCUACGCCCGUCAAUUUUGACGUUUGCAUCCAGCCAAUAUGCCUGUCCCUCACCGUCCCCAUGGCUUCGAAGCAGCCUUAUGCACUCCAGUGUUGUGCCGGGCCCAUCUUCUCAAGUACCAACGCGACAAAAAUUACUGUCAAGAACGUUUUCAUGGCCGUCAAUGCGCCCAGGGCAAAGGCGGGGCACGCAACAGCCGGCAAGAUCACAGAGAAUGAGCGUUUGAUGGUCUUGGCAAGCGAUUUGGAAAUGGAGCUGGACGUAACAGAUGCUUGGUCUAUACACCUUCGCGCGCCUAACCUUCAACCCAUCCUGUUGGAUCCUCUGCUGCAAAUCGGGGAGCAGGCAACCCUCAUCGUGCAACGCACGCUGAAACCGGCAGCCAGCAGUCGCCCGGGAGAGAUCGGGGCACACAAGCAUACUCGAAGCUGGUCCACGGUCUCCGUGCUGUCUGACAUGGGUGAAUGGCAUCCAGAAACCCCAAUUUUGCGCGUCAGCUGUCGCGUGCCAUUGCUUUGCGUGCGAGCUCAGGGCGCUGCAUUGCAGAUUGCGCAUUUGAACGUGUCAUUGGGCCUGAUCCCUGUGGUCGAGGUGGAUACGCAGUUGACAUGGAAAGAGCUCAACUGGACAAGCUUUGCCAAUCACAGACAUGCUGUUGUGCGUGGUGUCCUCAUGCCUGCGGCUGGUGAUCCACGCCUUACACUUAGGGGCACCGCGGCCGAAAUGGCUGUGUCUCUACCGGCGUUCAAUCUUAACCUGGAUCUUGCACACGCGUCGACAGGGAUGACACCGUCCGCGAACACGUGCACAACGUCGCAGGCUCACAAAUCCACGCUGACAAACCCGGCACGAAUGGUGGCCGUGGCGCUGUCAUCACACUUCUGCCAUUUUGGCGGAAUGUGCUGGCAUGGCUCCAAGCUGCCCCAGCCAAGCAAACACCAAUGUCAGCCGAGUCAUCAGACACUGUGCCGAGCUCGGCGCCUGAUGAACCCAACUGGCAAAAUCAUCGACAUGCAAGCCAGUGCAGUGAUUUGCACAGCGGUGCCUUGCGCCUGGCACACGGUUCGGGAAUACCUACGCCCCGCCAACUGCUUUUGUCCGACAAUGGCUACACAACGCUUCAUGCCUCUGGCCGAGCUUUGUGUUGGGCCAGGAACAACGACGCACCACAUUUCCCGCGCUCAUGCCGCCCAUACAUUCAAAGUAAUUAUUGUACUCGGUGCCGAACAAGGGUCUCUCUCGGCGCCGUCAGCGGCUGUAAACCCCAACGCCUUUCUAACCUCUCGUGGUAUGCUGAUUGAACAGCUUGUGCCAAGCAUGGCUGGGAGCGGGGAUGUGCAGCAAGGAUUGAUCAAGUGUCCCAGCGCAACUGAGCUGCUUGGGGCCGUCGACGUUCGCAGUCAAGAGGCACCCACUCAAACAUGGAUCCAAGCACAUGGCGAGAUUGGCGAGGUGGCAUGCCGCAUUGAUGAAAGCUUCUCUGAUACGGAACGCCAAUCAACCACACUUCCCGUGAUAGCAUCGCAAUGCUUAGGUGCGGAAGUCACGUUGGACCUGGAAGAUUUGAAUCAUGUGCACGCCAGUCUGUCGUUCUCAGCACUAGACCUCGAGCCUGGCCCUCCGUGUCAAGGCAAAGUUGUGAAGGUAGAGCAGUUUGAGAUGACAGGAACUUUGCACCCUCAGCGAAUGGCACUGGGUUGCCAAGUUGGUUUGAUUGACUUGAUGCUCAAUGAGGACUGGAGUCACGUCGCAAACCGCAUCCGCUCAGCGGUUCAGAACCCAUGCACACUGGCAAGGUCAACAGCUGCGGCUGGGCAUUUUGCAAUGGAAGCCGCGGUCGCCGAUUUGCCUGUAGUCCCCAUUUUUUUGCCCGAGGUUGGUUGUCAUGCUGCCGUGCAGCCCGGUGGUGAGCAGGUUGUAGUCUUAAACCUGACGCCAUUGGACUUGUAUUGGGACAACGGCUUGGCCAUUCCUACCCUGGCAUCUACUGCAAUGACUUGCACGCAACUAGCCACAAUGUCUUGGGCCCUUGUCAAUCGUGCUGGCGACCACCUGGCUGCAGCAGCACCCUUGGUGCCCAGCUCCAAGCGCAUCAUGGUUGUCCAUCAACAGCACAGUGCUGGUGAAGCAAGACCCGUAAUGCUUCACACUCAAUUCGCGGGGCACGUCUUGCGCAUUCGUACAAACGCUACUUGGAAUGCUCAAUUGGCUUUGCACAUGCCCACGGGGCAGAUUUGGACGGCAAGUGAAAUUUUCGCUCCUUGGUUUCAGUUGACAACGACAUCGACCGUAUAUAUUCGGCAAACGGAUGGUGUGCUUUUUAUGGCACGUACUGCUCGGUCUGCGGUGAUUGAUGGCAAGGAUUCUGAUAGCCUCAAAGUGGAAGCAAUGCCCUUCGUGCGGGUUCACAACUACACCAAUGUAUCUUGCCGACUAGUUCUUGGUCCUCGUGACUCUGCGAGCUGGGAGAUUGAACCUGGUGUUUCCUGGCUUCUUACAGAUGAAAUGCUGCGAGCCGCUCAAAUCACCUCUUUAGUUGAUCUUGAUCUUUCGCUGACGUGUGGUGCACAUGCAACGGCCUGGACCGUGGGUCAUUCGCUGCCUUCAGAUCAUGACUUGCAAGUGACAUGCGAACCGCUCCUGGAUGGACAAGCCUACGUUUUCGGUCUGCGAGGACUUUUUUGGCUGCAGAACUCAACUCAGCUGCCUGUUGAGGUAUCAGGGUCAUUUCCAUGCCCAAGCUCGCUCACAGGUCCUGGACAAUUUGCUGGAGGUCACAUUGGGCCAUCGCAGCUACUCUUUAGUUCAAGCACAACCGUAUCUACCAGGCCUGCCGCAGACGCCGACGGCUCGCCGCCACCCGUGCUCGAGUUGCGCGUUCCCCACUACGGAAUCAUCUUGCAGACUAGCUGGCCAGCUUCACGUCCAGGCUCGCGUCGUUUGAUGCCGGUGGAUGACUUGGUCAUCCGGCCAGUGCUUCACGUGUCUUGGGAUGCACGUGGAGCUCGCAUCCAAUCACGGCCCGAGCAGAAGCUUUUGACUUUCAUAGGUCCAGCCCAAUCCGAAGCGCAUUCCUUUGAAGUACAGGCACAUGUUAUGUCUAUGUCGGAGCGCGGGGGACAUCGGCAAGUGUUGCUUCAUGAGCGGCAGUGGCAUAUGCUUCCACAUCGUAUCUUCUGGGACCACAGCGGCCAAAGUUGGCAUCUCAAUCUGAACGUAAGGUUGGCUGCCUCUGAGGCGGUGGCCUGGCAAUUUUCAGCUCACAUUGGGCCAACUACCAGCCAAGUGCGCACCCGUGUUGAUGAUCCAGACGCACCAUCGCUUCUCGUCAUGCAAACUGCUUAUGGCUGGGAAGUUCGCCUGAUUGUGUCAGAGCUACCCCACGUUUUAUUGACGGGUCGCGUUGGACGCCUGCGAUGCGUUGUGGGCAAACAACAGAAGCCUGUCAUGGCUGGGCACGUUGUUGAACUUGAACUGCACGCCGCGGCGGCGCAGGACUUGCCCUGCGAUUUUGGUCUGACUCUUCAAGACGUUCAAGUACACAGCCCCUUGCUUCGUCGUGAUCGACUUGUUGUUGCGCGGCUUGGAACCGAGCCGGCAUGUCGCGUGACCGGGUCGGUUCUUGCUUCACGUGGCUUGAUCCGCUCUUUUGAGGUCAUGCCAGGCUUUUUGGCCGUGCAUUUGGAGCCAGAUUUGGUAUCGGAACUGCAUGCCUGGGCGGCUCGAACAGUACCAGCACUGCAGCGGGCCUUGGGGUUGGCGCAGGAGAGGCAUUCAGAAUAUUUUGAGCACGCUUCAAACCCUCUUGAAGCUGCACAUCCCUUGCUGAUCGCUGCAUGGCGCGUGGCGCCCUUUGCAAUCCGGCUCACAUCGCGGCUGGACCUCGGCAGCCUUCCUCAAGUGGAUAAUCUCACGCUGCGGCUGAGCGAGCUUGUCAUUCGUGGACCAUCAAACUUUUCAACACCCUCAGGGUUUCUAGAGGUCGUAGCAGCUCAUUACGUGGCGGAUAUUUGUCUUGGGGCCGGCUGGUUGGUGCCGAGUCUCGCCAUUUUGGGUAGUCCAAAGGCCAUCUUUGAGCGUCUUCAAGAAGAGCUGCACCAUACAUUUGGGAAUGAGUGGGCUGGUGCCUCCAUGUCUCGACGUGCCACCCGGAUCCUACAAGCAACUGCUGUCCACUUGAGCAGCGAGCUGGCGGAGGGUGCCUCCACUGCAGCGCGCGAAGCUUCCCGGGGCAUCGAGUUUCUUCAUCAUGAUGUCGACUUUCACAGCUUCCGGUAA
Molecule: messenger RNA, 6120 nt
Organism: Monosiga brevicollis MX1
Lineage: Eukaryota; Choanoflagellata; Craspedida; Salpingoecidae
Exons: 6
Coding region: 1-6120 (2039 amino acids)
Source: RefSeq, a predicted model, not a curated record